CUGGGGUGGUCCAGGAUGGGUCCUCUCUCCUGAUUGGGCGAACAGAGUGAAACUCUUUAAAUGUUCAGGGUGCAUGCCAGUCUGUGAGUGCUUCUGGCCAAAGGCAUCAGAGUUCUCGGCUGCUAUAAUGGAUCCUGGCAGCUUGCUGUACCUGCUGCUCCUCUGCACCGUGGGGGUCCUCACCAAGCCCACCUUCCGAAGGGAAAGGAUCCGUCUGGACCCCGAACUUCACAACCAGGUUCCAGAGGACAACCAGAGCUUCCAGCUGGAUCACGAAGCCUUCCUGGGAAAGGAUGAGGCUAAAACCUUCGACCAGCUCACCCCAGAGGAGAGCAAAGAGAGGCUGGGGAAAAUUGUCGACCGAAUAGACGGCGAUAAAGAUGGGUUCAUUAACACCGAUGAGCUGAAAACAUGGAUCAAACGGGUGCAGAAGAGAUAUGUUUAUGAAAAUGUUGCACGUGUCUGGAAGGACUAUGAUGUCAACAAAGAUAAUCAUAUUUCUUGGGAAGAAUACAAACAAGCCACGUAUGGAUAUUAUCUCGCAAACCCAGAAGAAUUUCAAGAUGCUGCAGAGCAAUUCAACUUCAAGAAAAUGUUGCCUCGAGAUGAAAGGAGAUUUAAAAGGGCCGAUCUUAACGGGGAUCUACAAGCAAACCGGGAAGAGUUCACCGCUUUUCUCCACCCAGAGGAGUUUGAACACAUGAAGGAUAUUGUGAUAUUGGAAACCUUGGAGGACAUAGACAAGAACGGUGAUGGCUUUGUGGAUGAAGAUGAAUAUAUAGCGGACAUGUUUGUGCAUGAAGAAGGUGGUCCAGAACCUGACUGGGUAGAAACUGAAAGGGAGCAGUUUGCAGACUUCCGAGACCUUAACAAGGACGGCAAAAUGGAUAAAGAUGAAAUCAGGCACUGGAUUCUGCCUCAGGACUAUGAUCAUGCGCAGGCCGAAGCCAGACAUCUGAUCUACGAAUCUGACCAAAAUAAGGACAAAUUGUUAACGAAAGAUGAGAUACUACAGAAUUGGAACAUGUUUGUCGGAAGUCAAGCUACAAAUUAUGGUGAAGACCUCACUAGAAAUCACGAUGAGCUGUGAUUUAAAGACGCUGUGACGCUUUUUUAUUCACUUGGCUUUCUACUAAAUUUCAUAAUAUUUGCACAAACAAAAACUAUACUAUUUCCAUUACCUCAAUACGGGUAUAAUACUUACCUUAGUCUUCUAGCAUUUAAAAAGGUUCUACAGACGGAUUUUAAUGUGAUUACAAAAACUAUAUCUGGAUUUGUGGACUUUUCUUCUUUUUUUUUUU
Molecule: messenger RNA, 1301 nt
Organism: Spea bombifrons (plains spadefoot toad)
Lineage: Eukaryota; Metazoa; Chordata; Amphibia; Anura; Pelobatidae
Gene: RCN1
Product: reticulocalbin 1
Exons: 7
Coding region: 74-1090 (338 amino acids)
Cellular component (GO): endoplasmic reticulum
Molecular function (GO): calcium ion binding
Source: RefSeq, a predicted model, not a curated record